AAAACGCUGAUAUGAUCACUCCGUAGCCAGUUUGGUUCAAGUGCUACCUUGAGCAAGCGCAAUAUCUGAACUUUCCUGAACAGGCAAUAUACGAACAUUCGUAUUUCAGCACUCACGAUGGUGUUCGCGAGGGCGAUCGCAUGCUUAAUAUGUGCAUUGAGCGGCAGUAGUGUGGUCUCCGCCUUGCACGUUGUUUCGAACGCAGAGGACGGCAUGGGCAUCUAUGAAUUUUCUGACCCACAAGAUAAAAUGGAACCAUAUUCCGAGUGUGAUGAUAUCGAAAGUGGAGGGCCCGAUUGGGACGAUGAAAGCUUGAAUGUUGAAGACUGGAGACGUAUUGUUUCUGAGUGCCGUCAAAGGCAACAUAACGAGUCAUUGCGACACUAUAAGGAGCUUGUGCAGUUUGUGCAUGUUGGCAAGUGCGCAGGCAGUUCAAUUGGUAUGGCCAUCUACAAGCAAACCCCUUACCAUGAGAUUCACAUUCGGCAGGUCGACAAUUGCCGCGCAGACAAGCAACGCACGUGGAUUGUUUCUGUUCGAGACCCGCUUGCUCGUGUUGUAUCUGCUUUCAAUUGGAGGAACCCCCUAAACGGAGAUUCGCCGCACGGGCAGGCAGGUUUCCAGCAAGAUAAACAAGAGCAGGAGUUCUAUCGAUGCUUCCGAAAAGUCAACGACUUUGCGGAGUCGUUGCAGGACCAGAGCGAUUGCGGUAGCAUUGCCCGCCGAGCGCUUGAGAAGCCAAUCAUGUCUGAGCACGUUGGUAAAGGCUUUCGCUAUUAUUUUGAACACGAUCUCGAGUGCGUUCUCGCACAAGAGGUGUAUUUGAUUCGUUCCGAGACGAUUUCUCACGAUCUCAAGGAUGUGUUUGGGCGUUUGGGGUGGGCAGCGCCCGCCGAAAUUCCGCAUGACAAGGGUCAAUACCCCUUCCAACACGAAACAUACCUCAGUGACAAGGGGAAGCAUUUCCUGCAAAGCGCGUUGAAGGAUGAUUAUGAGGUCGUGCGGGCUUUAGAGCACGCUGCUAAAAAUGGCAGGCGUUAGGUCGGCUCUUUUGAAGCAACGAUUUGAGCCACAGCAGCAGCCCUGCCACGUUUUAAGCUACACUGCCCUCUGAAAAGCCAUGCCCGUCAAAUUCAGUGCCACGUCCUCCCCCUAAGCUAAGGCUGAAAGAAGACGAGCAGUCUCCUUUCUUCUUCUCGCGGCAUUGUGCCUCCGCGUCUUUUUCAUCAUCGCCAUUUGCUGUAGCGAGUAGGCGUGUAGCUCUGCUGCACAGGCUGUUUGGGCCGUAGCUUUGCUGCACAGGCUGUUUGGGCCGCUCAGGAUGAAUCCAAGAGAGCUGCGCGGGACUCUGAUGCCCCCGAAAGGCUUCACGACAGACCUGGACAGCCCAACGACGCU
This is a messenger RNA of Prorocentrum cordatum, 1398 nucleotides long. Lineage: Eukaryota; Dinophyceae; Prorocentrales; Prorocentraceae. The record is from the annotation of a GenBank genome assembly.